UUCACACGUAACAGAACGGCACUCAGGUCGGCCGGGUGCUGCUCACAGACCUGACACACACACACACACACACACAUAUCGACACACACAGAAUAACACACACACACACACACACAGACCGAGCCCCAGCUCACACCUUCACACACCUAAGCACACACACGCGGAACCCACGCCCUCCUCCAGCUCUUCAGAGCACCCUGCGCGACCUCUCGCUAUUGGCCAGGUCCGAGUUCUCAGCAUCCCCAUCAGCUGGUGGCACCAUUCGAGAGAGCAGGAGACAGAGGUGGGCCAUGGAGAAGCUUGUGCGGUUCCUGUUGGCGUUCCUCGCCCUCAAAGCGACUUUGGCCAGCCCCAGAUUCUCCCGCCAGGCGGAACUGGACACGUACGACGACACCAACUACGAUGUGGAUAUAGAGAACCUGGAACUGGAAAACCAGGAUAUGUACGACUACGAGGAAGGCCUGGGGGAGAACCCAGAGAUGGAGAUCGGAACCGUGCCUCCACCGGACCACAGCUACCCCUCACCCGGAGCCUCCUUGGAGGAAGAGGAGGAGGAGCGGGAAUAUGAAGAGGAGAUGCCCUUGAGAGCAAAGCAUGUGCAACAGGGCUCUGGGGACUCGGGAGUGCUCAUGGGUCCCAACACACAGAAAGAGGAGGAGCUUCGUCUGACGCCCGUUGACACCCUUCAUGUCUCCGGGGACUUCGGGGGCUCGGUGGGGUCCGGUACCCCGGGCGCGCCUGGGGCCUCAGGGUCUGGGGACUCGGGGGCUCCUUCCUCCGCGGGCUCCUCGGGCUCCGGGGACCUCGCCUCUGGCUCCGGAGGUUCUGGGGCCCCCCUCGCCGGAUCGGGGGAUCUCUCGGGCUCAGGGGGCUUCCCGGGGUCCGGUGGUUCCGGAGCGUCCGGGGACCAGCUUGGUUCCGGGGGGUCCGGGGUCGCAGAGACCUCCGGGGACGCCCUCCUGGGCUCUGGGGAAUCAGGGGACGUCUCCCUGGCCUCCGGGAGCUCCGGAGACCUCCUCGGUUCUGGAGGAUCAGGGGAUGUUUCCUUUGUGGAUCUCCUCUUGGGCUCUGGAGGGUCAGGGGACGUUCUCCUGGGCUCUGGGGGCUCAGGGGACGUUCUUCUGGGCUCCGGGGGGUCCGGGGACGUUCUCCUGGGCUCUGGGGGCUCAGGGGACGUUCUCCUGGGCUCUGGGGGCUCCGGGGAUCUGCUCCUGUGCUCUGGGGGCUCCGGGGAUCUCAUUGGUUCAGGGACCUCUGGGGAUCUCUCUGGCGAGUCUGGGGACGUGGACGUUACCUUGAUAUCUGGAGGGGAAGAGCUGCCCCUCACCCCCGACACAACUACACCCCAGGAGGCCUCGGGUUCUUCUGGGGAGUGGUCAGGGUCUUCCGGGGUCGCCUCUGGUGGCUCUGGAGACGUUGGCGAGUCUGGAACCUCUGGGGCCUCUGGCUCUGGGGAUGAACCCGGGGUCACACUGAUCCCGGACAUUGAUGAAGAGGAGGAGCUGCUUCCAAUUAAACCAGAUACCCCUCAGGAAGGUACUGGUAGUACGGAUGGCUCCGCCAUGCCAGACCCCGAAACCACGGUAGCUCCCGUAACUACGGUAGCACCCGUUGAGACUGAGGAGCCAGAAGUUGACUGGCGAGGUAUGCCCACAUGUCUACUGUGUACAUGCCUCGGUACUUCGGUCUACUGCGAUGACCUGAAGCUGGACAGCAUACCACCCAUCCCCAAAGAGACGACUCACUUCUACGCUCGCUACAACAGACUCACCAAGCUCCACAAGUCUGACUUUGCCUUCAUGAGCAAGCUGAAGAGGAUCGACGUCACGGCCAACGACAUCUCGUCCGUCGACGAGGGCGCCUUCUCAACGCUGCCAGCGCUGGAGGAGCUGGUGAUCAGGGAGAACCACGUCUCGCAGCUGCCCGCCCUGCCGGUCACCAUGACGCUCAUCGACGCUAGCCACAACGAGGUCGACACCAGGGGCAUCCACAAGGAGGCGUUUAAGGAUAUGGCUGGACUUCUGUACUUGUACCUGACAGACAACCACCUUGAUUACAUCCCUGUGCCUCUACCAGACAGCCUGCGAUCCCUGCAUCUCCAGCGGAAUAACAUCCAGUCGAUGCACGAGGACACCUUCUGCAAUCUGCAAGACUUCAACUACAUCAGGAACGCCCUGGAGGACAUCCGCCUGGACGGUAACCCCGUCAACCUCAGCCGGACCCCGCAGGCCUAUGUCUGCCUGCCCCGCAUCCCCAUCGGGGCCCUCGUCUGAAACACACACACACACGCGCACACACACACACACACACACCCUCUUGCACAACAUCUCCCAUGGAAACAUGGGAACACAUGCAUAGACACACACACACAAACACACACACAUCUCUGAACCCAAUGAAUCACACAGACGCACACACCCAAACACACAAAAUAAUGCCAUUACCCCCAACAGAUCGGCAACAUCACGUGCAGCCGUUUCAUGAAACACUAACGUCCCGACUUAUGUACAACUUGUAUGUUUCAAACACGACACACAAUAAGACGUUAACUAUUGCCAACGUGCCCACAGGGUACCGUCGUCAUGGUUCUCACACUCUGGUGGUUAAGAACACCGUGGUAGUGUGUGUAUAGGAAAUGCACCUCAGCUCGUCAAAACCUGUACGGCACAUUCAAUCGUGAACCCACACCCACAGACACACAUCACAAACACACACACUAGCUGUUUUCAGAAGCUAAACUGUUCCACAACUUGGUAAAGUUGAUAAGUACACUAGCUGACAUUCAGAGAAACCUGUUUUAAUGAAUGACCGCGUCGGACAGCCGGUAUGUUUCUGCAUCCUUUCAACACCGGUUCACAGAAACAGAAAAGGAAAACCGGAAAUUGUUUAAAUAUGUUUGUUUUGUAAAGAAGUUAUAUUAUUAAUAUUAAUGAGAAAUCGAACACUUUAAAACAUGUCCAUUAUGCUACGAUAGACGUUUUGAGGCUGGAGCUCAACGAAAUUGAGUAUCUAGUGCAAUAAAAUAAGCAUUUAAACAACAUCA
This is a messenger RNA of Gadus morhua (Atlantic cod), 3043 nucleotides long. It is a transcript of the gene epyc, whose product is annotated as epiphycan. Gene Ontology annotation, cellular component: extracellular matrix. The transcript is spliced from 10 exons. Lineage: Eukaryota; Metazoa; Chordata; Actinopteri; Gadiformes; Gadidae. Gene Ontology annotation, biological process: articular cartilage development; bone development. The record is from RefSeq and is a predicted model, not a curated record. Bases 291 to 2273 code for a protein of 660 amino acids. Gene Ontology annotation, molecular function: protein binding.